UCAAAUUUAUUUUUAUUUAAUUUUAAUGGUAGAUCUUUAAACCCACUCUCUCUCUCAAAUCAAACGUUCCUCUCUUCUCUUCUUCCUCAGCCGCGGGCCAUCUUAUUCCUUCACAGUUCGCCGCAGUUGCCAUGGCUUACUCAGAGGUUCCGACGGCGUCAACGGAGGCGAUUAAGUUUGCUUUCUUAUCUGACGAGGAGGUGCGACAGCACAGCUCUCUGAGGGUUACCGACCCAUCUUUCCUUACUCAAUUAGGAAACCCCGUGGCCGGUGGGCUAUACGAUAAGGCACUGGGCCCAAUUGAUUACAAACCCGGCGAAAGUUGCGGAACAUGUGGUGAGAAGUCACGUAAUUGCCCGGGUCAUUGUGGUCAUAUUGACCUUGCUUUGCCAGUUUAUAAUCCCUUGCUGUUCAAUACUCUUUACAAACUUCUACAAAGAAUGUGAUUCUUCUGCUACCAUUUUCGGACAGACCGAACACUUGUAAUUGAACUUUGAUGAAAUAAAAUUUGUUUCUUGAGGCCAUA
This is a messenger RNA of Pyrus x bretschneideri (Chinese white pear), 526 nucleotides long. RefSeq names its product DNA-directed RNA polymerase I subunit 1. Gene Ontology annotation, cellular component: RNA polymerase I complex. The transcript has 3 exons. The coding region runs from base 132 to 446 and encodes 104 amino acids. The record is from RefSeq and is a predicted model, not a curated record. Gene Ontology annotation, molecular function: DNA-directed RNA polymerase activity; DNA binding. Gene Ontology annotation, biological process: DNA-templated transcription. Lineage: Eukaryota; Viridiplantae; Streptophyta; Magnoliopsida; Rosales; Rosaceae.